UGGAAGCUAAGACCGUGAGAAGUUUUUACGAUAAGAAGUUUCACGAUGCAAGAUACUGCGCUAGAGAUGGAAGACGAUACUUCAACGAGCGAUGAGUCUGAAGUCAUCGAACUAACAAAAGAUGACCAGGUCAUUACUGAGAGAAUAUGUAAGAAUUUAUCCGAUCUUGCGAAUAUUCAGAAGUCAUUUUCUGGUCAGCUGCAGUACUCAGCAUUUUAUGGAAUUGACUUGGAACUAAAGAAUAUGGAAGCACUGAAACCAUAUAGUUACCUUCAAAAAAUUGAUGUUUCCAAUAAUCAGAUAUCAAAUUUGUCUCCACUAAUAAAUUUAGAACAUCUCAUUAUACUAAAUGUGUCAAACAAUCUGAUUUACGAACUCUCCAGCUCCUAUCUUCCAAACACUCUGAAGCAUGCGGAUUUCUCUAGAAAUUUGAUUGAAGAAAUUUGUGACUUCCAGUAUCAUCCCAAGUUGACAUCUCUUUAUCUUGAUUAUAACAAAAUAAAACGCAUCAAAGGUCUGCAUCAGUGUGAACGUCUCCAUUCAUUAAGUCUUGCCUACAAUAUGAUUUCACGGAUUGAGAACCUUGAGUGUUUGCCUUUGCAAUAUUUAAAUCUGUCUCACAACUAUCUGACAAAAAUUGAAAACUUGGAAACUCUUGUCAAUUUAAGGGAAGUGAAUCUCUCUAGCAACAGUAUAUCCAGUUUGAAUGGUCUGAAAGGACACCAUGUUCUUGAAGUUAUAAAUGUGAAUAACAACAAGAUAAAAUCCAUUGAUGAAAUCUUACAUAUAAAUGGCCUUCCGUUGCUUCGCAUUUUUACCAUUCUUAAAAAUCCAAUUGAAGAUGUUCCAAACUGUAGUAAGAUCAUCUUAUUUCAUAUCCAACGACUCCUGGAACUAAAUGGCUCUCCAGUUUCUAUCCAUGAUAAAGUGGAAGCAACCAAUAUGUUUUCUCCUUCUCUUGAAGUUGUUACCAGCAAUUCCCAUAUGAUACACACUAUGUAUGCAUUUCUGGCUUCAAAUAAAAUCCGCAACAUAACACUUGCCAAUAUCAAAGAGCAUUACCCUAUAAUAGUAUUGGUAGGGCCUGAAGGAAGUGGAAACAGAUUGCUUGCUAUGAGGCUAGCAGAUGAUUUUCCAAAUCACUUAGGAUUUGGAAUUACAGAAACAACUCGAAUCAUAUAUCCUGGAGAAGUAGAAAACAAGGAUUUCAACUUCAUUACUGUCAAUGCUUAUAAGAAGAGUGUUGAAAGUGGUGAAUAUCUGGUAACAAAUAAAUAUAUCAAGGAUUAUUUUGGAUUGAAAAGAACCACAUUGGAGAACCUUGCUGAAGACAGAAAAGCAUGUAUCACUCAUAUGCAACUAGAGGCAAUGAUAAGCCUCCAAAAUACUGUCCUAAUGCCUCAGUUUAUCCUAACUUUGCAUACAUCAGAAACAGCUCAGAAUGAAUAUAUGCAAGCUUUAGGUGUCUAUACUGAAUCUGAUAUAACGAAAGCUCUGCAAAGCCGAGAAGAGCUAAUUGAAUUCAACCAAAAUCACGCUGGAUCUUUCUGUCAUUUCAUUUCAACAGACUCUUUAGAAGUUGCCUACCAAAAUCUGCAAAAUUAUAUCAAGCAAUGGCUAUCAUCACAAAGAAAUAUUUAUAAUGAAACACGAAUGACUCCAAUAUCUAAUGCAAUUAGCUCUUCAGAGAAUUUGUUUGUAGCUCCUGAGAGAGGUACCGUGGAAGAGGAAUCGGUGAAAAGACGUCGGUUUGUUGCUAAACAAAUAGUGCGAGCAGUUGUACCAACACUCUACGAAAAAAUUGAACGAUCGUCUUGCAUGGAAAUAGAUGAGGAAGAGAGAUCUCGAAGAAAUUCCAGAAUCUCAGCACUGAGAGACUUGAAAGCAUUACAAAAUAUUCAGAGAGAUUCGAGAGGAAUUAUAACAGAACCCGAGGAAGUUCCAAGUGACAUCGUGAGAAGAGCAUCGUUAGAAUUCGAAGAAUUCGAGAGAAUCUACAGAGGUUCCAGGAGGGGAACAGCAUUAAAUCUAGAAAAAAUAGUGGACAUUCAUGGCGAUUUCAAGAGCUGUUCAGGCGUUUUAGUAAAUAGUGUAGAGACAAAUAGUAGACUGAAAUACCGGACAUCUAAGCCUAAAAUGUAUGAUAAUGACACGACUGGUCAUUAUGAUAAAUUAAGCCAGUUAGUUGAUAAAUAUGAUGCCAAAACCAAACAUCCUGACACUCGUCUUCAAGAAGUGCCAAAAGCUAAAUCGCUUAGUGAAAGUCAUGUACCUGUUCGACUGGGUUCAGCCAAGCAUACAGUUGUACCCCCAAUACAUACUUCUACGAUUUGAUGUAAUUGCUAUUAAGGAUAAUUACUCAGAAAAAAUUUAUGUUAUAAAUUUUGACAUUUUUCAUUUUAACAAAAGAGACUUAAAAUGUGUUAUAUCUUCAACAAUCUUCAUUCUAAAAUACAAUC
Octopus sinensis (East Asian common octopus) is the source of this 2459-nucleotide messenger RNA. Its product is annotated as leucine-rich repeat and guanylate kinase domain-containing protein-like. NCBI's taxonomy places the organism in Eukaryota, Metazoa, Mollusca, Cephalopoda, Octopoda, Octopodidae. Gene Ontology annotation, cellular component: cytosol. The transcript is spliced from 16 exons. Bases 46 to 2334 code for a protein of 762 amino acids. The record is from RefSeq and is a predicted model, not a curated record. Gene Ontology annotation, molecular function: GMP kinase activity; protein binding.